Messenger RNA from Anguilla rostrata (American eel), 2212 nucleotides. Its product is annotated as tissue-type plasminogen activator-like. The record is from RefSeq and is a predicted model, not a curated record. NCBI's taxonomy places the organism in Eukaryota, Metazoa, Chordata, Actinopteri, Anguilliformes, Anguillidae. The transcript has 12 exons. Gene Ontology annotation, biological process: regulation of cell adhesion mediated by integrin; plasminogen activation. Gene Ontology annotation, molecular function: serine-type endopeptidase activity. Bases 155 to 1465 code for a protein of 436 amino acids.
ACACCAGCCAAUCAGACUCCUUAUUUAUAUAACGAGUCGGCUCCACCUAGCUCAAGAGCGGCUUUAUAAACACUUCUAGCAGCGCUACAAGACAAGAAACGUCGAGUUCAUCUCUGAGAAAGAAACUCCAAAUAAGGAAGGACACGUGCUAAAAAUGAAAUUGUUGCUGAGCUUCUUACUGACGGUGGCCAGCGUCUCCAGCCUCCAGGCGGACUCCCUGAAGAGCUGGAAUCUGGGCCGUCGGCACUCAGGUCCCAGGUGUCAGAAUGGAGGAACCUUCAUUUCCUUACGUUAUCAGCGGGGGUACUGUGAAUGCCCCAAAGAAUUCAGCGGGGCGGAGUGCGAAAUCAGCCAACCAGGACAGUGCUUCACCGGUGAUGGGCAGGACUACAGAGGCACGAUUGCCCGAUCAGAGAGUGGGCAAACGUGUCUGCGCUGGGACUACAUCACAAACACAUAUGGAUCUGUACCUGUUGUAAGAAAUGCAAAGGAUAACUACUGCAGGAAUCCAGACCAGCGUGCCAGGCCUUGGUGCUGGGUUCGGUCAGGUCGUGGAGUCAUCGCAAAAUUCUGCAAUGUCCCAGUUUGUGAGGAGGAAUUGAGUGAGGAGGAAUUGAGUGAGGAGGAAUUGAUGCUCGAGUCAUGUGGAAAGAGACCCCAGAAGCAGUUUAAAGUGGUUGGAGGGACGAUAACCACAGUGGAGUCCCACCCCUGGAUUGCGUCCAUCUUCCAGAGAGUCCGCACGUCCCGGAAAUCCGUGUUCCUGUGUGGGGGCACACUUAUCGCCCCCUGCUGGAUACUUACGGCAGCGCACUGCUUCCCCGAUGGAGCGGCGACCAGCGUCAACCGGCUGUCCGUCAUCCUGGGAAAGAACGCGCUCAACGAGACCGACGGCGAGAGAGAGCAGCGGUUCAGCGUGAGCAAAGUCAUCCCUCACAAGGGGUUCGAUAACCGCCAGGGGAGCUACAACAAUGACAUCGCGCUGUUGCAGAUCCACGGGAGUUCGGGACAGUGUGCGAAGCGGACCGAGUCGGUGCUCACCGCCUGCCUGCCCCCAGAACACCGGAUGUUGCCUCCGGGGGUAUUCUGUGAUGUGGUGGGGUACGGAAAGGAAAGCGAGAGACUCUGGUACAACUCCCAAUACCUCAGAGAAGCCAAGGUGAAGCUUCUGCCUCAGGACGUCUGCACGGGCAAGGAUUACUAUGGGAGUCUGGUCACCAAAAACAUGUUUUGUGCUGGCAGUCCUGACUGGAGCAAAGAUGCUUGCAAGGGAGACUCAGGGGGACCGCUGGUCUGCGAGGUCAGCGACCGCAUGUUUCUCUUCGGCGUAGUCAGCUGGGGGGAGGGCUGUUCCAGAGCGCGCCGGCCAGGCGUCUACACCAGGGUCACCAACUACAACCGAUGGAUCAAAGAGAACACCGGACUCGCCUCAAUCACCACCGGAUCCAUGUACCCCCAAAAGUGAACCCCAACCCCGUCCCCUCCUGCCCCCGACCCCGACACCCUUCGACCCCUUCUGCCCCGUCCCCUCCUGCCCCCGACCCCGACACCCUUCGACCCCUCCUGCCCCGCCCUCUCCUGCCCCGCCCCCCUUGUGUUCCGGAAGGCAGCUGCUUUCAUGCACGGGCGUGAGGAAAUCGCUUUUCUUUGGCUACACGUCGUUACUGAAUCGCUCUGGCUCUCCCUGGUGGACGCGCCAGCGCAUUGCAGAUCCUCUCUGUGGUGUGGGGGUCCUCCCGUCAUUGUGUUGGAUCCUCAGUAUCUGAAUUCUCAGGUUUUGAAAUGUUAAAGCAAAGCACAAUGCAAUGCUGGAGGCUAUGCUAUUCUGUCAGAGGGCUCAUGCAAAAAAAACAAACAUUUUUUAAUGGUUUUUAAAAAAACAUUUUACAGAAUGUGUACAGUGCACAGCAAUGUCCAUGUCAGCCAGGAGAACUGAUGGACCAAUCAAAAGUGUAGCUUAGAGGAGUUCUCAGUCGUCUGUGGCUGGUUUAAGGGUGAUGCAAAAUUAUAUUUGUUACAUUUUACAUUUUAUUUAUAUAAGAGCUCUUGGGGAACCCAGGUUGGAGGACCAUUAGCAUGCUCUCAGUGUGAGUCACGGCUUAACUUUGCACAAGGAGCUUAAGGGCUUCACGGUUCAGUGUUACGUUCAUUCUCACUCUUAAUCAUUAUGCCUGUGGCCGUUGGGAAAACCCAGUAUUGUUUAAAAGAAAAA